AUGGACGACAGUGACAACAACGACGACUUUGAUGAUGAGGAGGACUUGUUAGAUGCUGCGCUGCAUGGUACUGGAUCGGCUGCUCUGCCGGAUGCAGAGGAUGACGACGAUGAUGAUGAUGAUGACGACGACGACGAGGAAGAGGACGACGACGAAGAGGAGGACAGCGACGAUGACGAUGAUGAUGUAGAAUCAGAAGCAGCAUCUCAGGAUGAGAUCGAGCUCGCGUCGGAUCAGGACGACGAUGGUGACGACAAUGACGAAGAUGACGAGGAAGAGGACGAUUUCGAUCGAAUCGAGCGAUCCGAAGUUGAAUUCAUGUCGGACGAGGACAUGGAUGGAGGCUUUGAAGAUCUUGAGGGCGCAGAAAAUGAUGGACCUAAUGCCGAUGCAUCGCAAUUCGAUGAAUCUUCUGCGUCAGGAUCUUAUUCCCGCAAGCCUACCAAAAGCGCACUCUACGCUAUCCCAACACUCGCCGAAGUCCAAGGUCUCAAGGAAACUGGCGAACUCUUCAAGAACAACGUCUUCAAGCUCAAGGUUGACGAAAUGCUUCCAGAGGUGAGGCCUGCCUUCAACAAGGCGAGCGCUCUCGAAACCGUUCUCCGCAGGCUGCACCAGCUCUUCCAAGCUCUUUCACCCAUCGAGCCCCUACCUGUCGGCGAGGCGAUCAAAAGCUUCCAGAAGCGCACCUCUGGAUCCAAGGUUCGCAUCCCGUUCCCAGACCCAGCGCCCAAGACCGACGCCAACUACAAGCUAGGAUUUGAGAAGCCGUCACAAAUGCAUCUCGUAGGCAGCUGGCCCCUUAAGUCAACGGCAAAGCGACCCGAGGGCGUCGAUGUCGACAUUGCCGCUGUAAUGCCGUCGAGCCUCUUCCAGCCAAAGGACUACGUCAACUUUCGAUACUUCCACAAGAAAGCGUUCUACCUCGCCGCACUCGCACAUGCUAUACAGACAGCAGAGGACGAACAUGAUAUCCACCUCGGCGUCACGGCUUCCUUCGGCCUCGUAGAUGCGGAUCCAAGACGCCCCGUGUUGGUGCUCAGGCCCAUCCACGACAAGUCCGAGACCGACUUCUCCAAGCUCAAAUGCACCAUCCGCGUUCAUCCUUCUGUCGAGAUCGACACAUUCAAGCCGAUCCAUCUCGGGCCGCUGCGAAGCAAUGUGCGUGUGGCGUCUGCUAACGGCGAGGCUUCGACCGAUGCUUUGUCAACUACCACUGCUACACCGCGCUACAACGCAGCCAUCCUCGCGGACAGCCUCCACCUGCCGCAUCUCGUUUACCUUCACAGCAUUGUCCAGGCAUGCCCCGCGUUUGCCGACGCAUGCCUCUUGCUCAAGACCUGGGCUUUCCAACGCGGCUUCGGGUCUGGAGGCCGGCUCAACCCCAAACACGUUCACGACGCCGAUCAAGAUCGACGCAGGCUCGUUGCUGGCACCGGAUCAUUUCGCUUCAUCCUCACCAUGAUCCUCGCGCAUCUCUUGCAGGGAGAGGAAAAGAAGACCGGCUGGACGAAACGCGAUACCACCAACGCCGGCCGCAGCAAGCUCGCCAACAGCUUCUCGAGCUACCAGCUCUUCCGUGGUGUCAUGGAUUGGCUGGCAAAGCACGAUUUCAAAGCUAGUCCCGUAUUCAUGAAGUCGAUGCCCGAAGCUGGUCUUGCCAGUCGAUCGGACAAGAUGCCGCGCCAGGAAUUCAGCCAGGUCUUCGAACGCGUCUUUGUCGACCCCAGCGGCAUGCUCAAUCUGUUCGCGUUCAUCCCAACUGGAUCGAUUGACCUGCUCCAGUACGAGGCGAGGAGGACGUUCGAGAUGCUCAACGAUCCAAGCUCGGAUCACUUUGACGCGCUCUUCUUGCAAGACCGCAACGCUGCUCCGUUUACUUUCGACGAAGUGGCGCGCAUCAAUCUUCCCUUGUCCGCAGCGAAGGCGUCGGCGAAGGCAGAAAGCAAUGGCAACGGCACCGGCAUCUCGGCUUCCACAUCAAUCCAGCGCGCCGAUUUCGGCACCUCUUUCCAAGCUACCAUGACCCAGGUCAGCUCCACAGCUUCGCGUGCUCUCGAAGGCCGAGCCAAGCUCGUCGCGCUCUUGCACCGCGCUACAGGCGGACUGGCUUCGACAUGGAGACUGGACGGAACCCGACCUUCCGCUUCAAACGAUGCCGAGAUCGGUCUCGUGCUCGACGGCGAGCAAGCGUGGAGGAUGGUCGAACACGGCCCCUCGAGUCAAGAGACGGAAAAGGCAGAGCAGUUCCGUGCGUUCUGGGGCAAAAUGUCCGAACUGCGUCGAUUCAAAGACGGCAGAGUGCUCGAAAGUGUCGUUUGGCCGGUGACGACGCAAGCCUCUCGAUGGGCCAUUCCACGUCGGAUCCUCUCGUAUGCGCUGUUCCGCCACCACUCAAUUCACGAGUCGCAGAUCCAGUUCGUCUCGUCCCACUUCGAAUCGCUGCUGGACAUCGACACAACCCUCGCGCGAAGCGCACACCUCGUCAGCACAGAAGAAAAAGGCUUUACGCUUGUGCAAUCAGCCUUCGACCAGCUAUCCAAAGAUCUCCGCGCCCUCGAGUCUCUCCCACUCUCCAUCAUCUCCAUCUCUCCUGCUUCCCCCGGCCUGCGCGGUACGAGCGCCUUUGUCCCCGCUCCCCUCAACAUCGACUUGCUCGGCGAUCGCAUCCCCGACUCUGCAUCCUACCUCCCCGUCCACGACAUCAUCCUCACCUUCGAAGGUUCCGGCAAGUGGCCAAACGAGCUCUCCGCCAUCCAAGCCAUGAAAGCGGCGUUUUUCGAACGCAUGUGCGCCGAGAUCACCAACAAGCUGCCCGGAACGACAUGUCGUGUCGCGUUCGACCCUAACGCAUCCAGCAAGAUGGAGGACCAGUGUUGGUUGGAGCUCAUCCUGGCUUCUGGGUUUGCGUUCCGAGCGCGGGUGAUGCACAACCGAGAAAAGCUGCUGUUGGAACGGAUCCUGGCGGAUCGGUUCGAAUCUGCGGGCGCGAAGCGUCGAGCUCGCAAGAUCUUGCUCGAAUGGCAGGGCCGGUUCGAGACGUCGACGCUGCAUCACUCGUACAUUGCGUCGAUGGGUCAUCGAUUCGCGUCGUUUGGCGGUGCGGUGAGGUUGACAAAGAGAUGGCUGGCCAGUCAGAUGCUUUCGUCCGCUGCUGUGCCGGAGGAGCUGAUCGAGUUGGUUUGCGCAGCAGCCUAUCUGUCGCCGGAGGAAGGUGCGCCGGCGUCUGCGGUAGCGGGACUCUUGAGGAUCCUGCGACUGCUGGCCAACUGGAGGUGGAAAGAGGAGCCCUUGAUGGUGUCCAUCCAAGCGGUGAUCGAUUCUGCUUCCACCAAGGACAUCUACACCUUCCCCACAGAGAAACGAACCGAAGUGGAAGCGAACUUCACCGCUGCACGAGGCAGCGACCCUUCGAUGGCGCACCGCGCGUGGUUCGUUGCAACCGAGACCGACACCGAAGGAUUCGCAUUCGGUCGCAAGGGUCCUGUAGGAGGCGUAGCCGACGGCAUCAAGAAGCUCGCCCGCAGCGCCGUUCGCGUGCUCGAAGAGGCCACCUCUCUCACCGAAGAUCAGGUGCUGGCGCUCUUCACGCCUUCGCUCGAGCACUACGACUUCCUCAUUCACCUGGAUCCCGCCGUCUUGCCUCGAUACAGCGAAAACGUCCGUGCCGACCCAACAGUGUGGGGAGCAAAACGUACGAAAUACGCCAACGACGCCGCUGCCACCAUCCAGUCGAACGGAACGCUGUUGGGCCCCGGACCGAAGCCAGGGUUUGAUUCGGCGGAAGCGUUCCUGAUGCUGCUGAGGGAGCUGUACAGCGAUUCUUUCAGAUUGUACCACGAUCAGCACGGUGGAAGUGUUGUCGGUGGACUGUUCAACCCUUCGCUCGAUCGCGAGCGUGACUUCAAGGUCGGGCUGGGAUUCUCGUCUCAGCCGAGCAACGCGGGCAGCAAGACGCAGGUGAAGCUCAACAAGCCGGCGAUCGUAGCCGAGAUCGAACGCUUGGGUCAAGGUCUCGUGCAGAAGGUCGAGCUACGAGGCGCCUAA
This is a messenger RNA of Pseudozyma hubeiensis SY62, 4047 nucleotides long. RefSeq lists its product as hypothetical. Gene Ontology annotation, cellular component: UTP-C complex; small-subunit processome; CURI complex. The transcript has a single exon. Gene Ontology annotation, biological process: tRNA export from nucleus; rRNA processing. Lineage: Eukaryota; Fungi; Basidiomycota; Ustilaginomycetes; Ustilaginales; Ustilaginaceae. Bases 1 to 4047 code for a protein of 1348 amino acids. The record is from RefSeq and is a predicted model, not a curated record.